This is a messenger RNA of Acanthoscelides obtectus, 375 nucleotides long. NCBI's taxonomy places the organism in Eukaryota, Metazoa, Arthropoda, Insecta, Coleoptera, Chrysomelidae. The record is from the annotation of a GenBank genome assembly.
AUGAAAAAACGCUCAUUGGCUUUUGAGGAUGAUGUGAUUGAAAUUGAAAAAAAUUACAACGACGAGAUCCAGACUUACAAGCGUCAAAUACAAAAUAUAGAGCAUCACCAAGCAUAUUUAUCCUCAAAAAACAGUACACUUCAGGAACUGACAACCUCACUUCUGAUGGAAGAACCUCCAGUUGCGAAUGAUAUUAGAGCUACAAGUUUCCAAAUGAAGACAAACGAUAUGUGUAAAAGCCAGCCGAUAGAACAUGAAUUCGACGAACAUCAAACAGCGUCGACUUUUGCCCACUGUGCAUCUAUCGUUUCCCCCAUACCCCAGUUAGACGGCGAAGUAGCAGCAGAAGCUGCAAACUCCAAAAGAAUUCGAUGA